Molecule: messenger RNA, 2517 nt
Organism: Girardinichthys multiradiatus
Lineage: Eukaryota; Metazoa; Chordata; Actinopteri; Cyprinodontiformes; Goodeidae
Gene: ncaph2
Product: non-SMC condensin II complex, subunit H2
Exons: 21
Coding region: 371-2287 (638 amino acids)
Biological process (GO): mitotic sister chromatid separation; meiotic chromosome condensation
Cellular component (GO): condensin complex; nucleus
Molecular function (GO): chromatin binding
Source: RefSeq, a predicted model, not a curated record
AAUACAAAAGUAGAAAAAAACAAAAUAUUGUUCAGAAAAACAAAGUUUCAGGGUUUUUAUUGGUCUAGAAAAUGGUUUUAGUUUCUUUCCAGGAACCUUCUUCAAAAAGCUUUGCUGUAUUUAGCUGGGUCCAAUGAAUCGGGUUCUGAAUGAAAAACGGCUCGAUGGUUGUGGGCUUUCUAUGAUACUAAAAGAAAAACAUUUUCCAUUUAGGAAUUUAUCAUUCAAAUUCUCAGCCUAAAUAGUUAAACAGCGACAUCAGGUCCAUUUGCUGGAGGGCCACGCUGGGACCGUUCUGGACCUGCGGUGGGGGUGGCCACACAAAAUUAUUCCAAGGGCUGCCCUUCGGACGCACCUGCUGUAGACACACAUGAAGAAUUCCCACAUCAUGGAGUCCACAGAGAGCCGGUAUGCCCACCUGCUGCAGCCAAUCAGAGAGCUCACCAAGAACUGGGAGAUCGAUGUGGCGUCUGAGCUGAACGACUACCUGGAGGAGCUGGACGAGAUGUGCAUCACCUUGGAUGGAGGAAAAACCAGACUGAACUUUGCAGAAGCUGCCCUGCUCAUUCAGGGAUCCACCUGCAUAUACAGCAAGAAGGUGGAGCUGCUUCACACCCUUGUGUACCAAACGCUGCAGUACAUCAACAACAAGAGCAAGAAACGGAGCAAAGAGGCGGCGGAGGCUCUGCACGGAGCUGCAGGAGCUACACAGAUGAGUCAUGAUGCUGAGGAUGUGGAUGAGUUCACUCCUCUGGAGACGGAGGUGUGUGAAACCUUCCUGAAGUCUGACCUCGACACGAUCGUCAACGUGGUUCCUCUUCCUCCAGAAUCUUUGAUUCCUCCUGAAACCCACGAGAAGAACAAGCUGCCACUCAUCAGUGUGAAGGGUGAGGUGGUGUGCAGCCAGAAGGACUUCAGGAUCAACCUGUUCAUCCCAGGGCAGGAGGACCUGAUCCUGCUCAUGUCAAAAUCAGCUGCAGCUUCCAGGUUCCUGCUGGAUCAGAAUCUCGAACCCAUUGAGAUGGAGCUUCCAGCGGAAGCAGCAUCCACCAUUCCUCCUGAUGACGCUGCAGAGAACUUCCUUCCCAUCAACGAGGACAUGGAUCUGGACCAGGAUCCAGAGGAACACAUCGAGCGGCAGCAAGUCUCAUCCCAGGCUCAGAGUGAAGGGCGGAUGAUCCGAGAGAGACGGGAUUUGGAAGUGGAGAAGCAGAAUGAGAUGAUUCCAGCUGCUGUGGAGACCUGGACUCUACAUGACCCGUACUCUGUCAACGGAGAGGAUAAACCCUUCAAACCAGGGAAGUGCUACAAAGUUCCCAACGGUCUGGAUGAUGGAGGGAAGAGGAAAAGGAGACGACCAGCGCUCCUUCAGGACUUCAGGACCUGGUUCAGCGGAACCUUCGAUCCCCCGGAGCCGAAGCUGAAAGUCGGACCAACGUUCCCAGACCUGAACUACAUCUACCUGAGCUUCAUAAAGGACAAAGUGAAGAAGCAGAAGAGGAUCUGCAGGCGAGCGGGCGUGGUGAUGUCAGAGGAGGAGCUCCGGAGGACCUUCCUACAGCCAGAAGAGGUUGAGCCUGUGGAUGAGUUCAGACAUGCUGAGCUGUCGGUUCAUCCGCUCAGGUUUCUCCUCCUGCUUGGAGCUAAGAACUCUGACCCAGUGACACCAGUCAGAAGUUGCUUUGUGUUGAUGCUGCGUUCACUGACCUCAGCUCAGAUCUGUCCUGGGACUUCACUGAAUGCUUCAUGGUGUGGAGCUCAAGGUGGAGAUGACGACAGCUCGGACAUUGAACACGAUGGGCUUCCUGACGACAUUCCUCCAGAGAUUACUGGAGGACCGGACUUCAUCUCUCCUGAGGCUCAGAGGGAUGAUCUGACAUAUGAAGAGCUCGUGCAGCUCCGGGUCGAGCAGCUGCUGGUGCACAGUCUGGGUUACACCCAGGAGACUGCUCUGUCCCGCAGAGUCAAGGACUGGGAGGACAAGAUCCAGCCUCAACUGGUGCUGCAGGAGGAACGUCCACCGUUUGAUAUCCACGACUAUGGAGGGAGGAUCGUCAGAAACCUGAGCAGCGUUGGCUGCCGAAGGUCGUUCGCUUCCAUCGUUCGUGGUUUGGACAACUUCGAGGCCUGCAAGUACCUGCUGGCUUCUCUGCAGCUGGCCAACGACUUCACGGUGGAGAUCGACAGCGCUGCAGGUCUGGAGGACAGCCUGGACACCAUGAGCCUGACCCUGCUCAGCACCCACAGAGCAACAGAUCGGUUCAAGACUCUGACGACUUCCAGCUGAACGGACAGUUGGUCCGGUCCUGAUUGUUGCGUGAACUCUGGCUGUCCACAUCCGUCCCUUCUAAUAAAGGCAUUCCUGAUAAAACCUCACCUGUGGAAGUUCUUGUUCCAGGUGUUGGUUCCUUCAGCUGAAUGAGCUUUAACCUGAAAUGUGUCUCCAACACACAGAACAUCUUCCCUUCUGUUUUCGGUCAAAUUUAAUAAAAUAUUCAGACUUUUUGCAAACAGGAA